AUGGCUCAAGGUACUUCGGUUAUUGACCAUGUGAUGAAAAUGCGGAACUUAUUCCUAGAUCUGAAGAACCUUGGAACAUCCUUCAAGCUGAAUUAUAAGACGGAUGUCAUCUUUUACUCUCUGCCUCAGGAGAUCUAUGGAUCAUUUAUUGUUAAUUAUAACAUGAAUAAACUCACCGUGGAACUCCCUGAGCUAGGAAAUAUGUUGGAAGAAGUGGAAGCUGCAUCCAAGAAGCAGAAACAAAGAGCAAGAGCCAACAAGAAGCAACAAACACUACUCUCGACGUUCCUAGCUACUCUAAUGGCAACUGUUGUUGUUUCCAAGGCAACAUUAUCCAAAUGCUUCUCCAACAAGAGCUUCGUGCUAAGAUCUGAACUCAGAUCCUACCUUGCCUCCAAAAAGAAGUUCAUGUCACCUGAGGAGGCUCAAGCUGUGACCAAUGAACUCGAUGCAGUAGGCGGCGACAGUUUGAUGCUCAGCUUUGAGGAUUUUCCAAUGUUGAUGGAGCGUGAAGGUGGGGAUGAUGAUCUGAAAAGAGGCUUUCAGAUGUUCGCUGGGAAGAGGUCUGGGUCCAUUACAUUAGAUGAUUUGCAGAGGAUAUUCAGUUGCCUUGGAAACAAAAUGUCAAAUGAAGAGUGCAAGAGCAUCAUAAAGGCAUUCGACCUCAACGGCGAUGGUGUGAUUGAUUUCGCUGAGUUCCAGAAGAUGAUGGCUUAA
Molecule: messenger RNA, 717 nt
Organism: Telopea speciosissima
Lineage: Eukaryota; Viridiplantae; Streptophyta; Magnoliopsida; Proteales; Proteaceae
Product: probable calcium-binding protein CML26
Exons: 3
Coding region: 1-717 (238 amino acids)
Molecular function (GO): enzyme regulator activity; calcium ion binding
Source: RefSeq, a predicted model, not a curated record